Ochotona curzoniae (black-lipped pika) is the source of this 489-nucleotide messenger RNA. It is a transcript of the gene CUNH8orf89, whose product is annotated as chromosome unknown C8orf89 homolog. The record is from RefSeq and is a predicted model, not a curated record. The coding region runs from base 1 to 483 and encodes 160 amino acids. The transcript has 4 exons. NCBI's taxonomy places the organism in Eukaryota, Metazoa, Chordata, Mammalia, Lagomorpha, Ochotonidae.
AUGUCAGUGCUAUCACCUGAAAUCAAGUUCAACACUUCUAGAGUCAUCAGAAGUUCCCUAGAUACUUCUUUCACUUUUGAGAGUAGUUGGAGGAAGGCAGUUUCUGAAACACAAAGGAUACGGAAAGAAUACACCACAGCAUUUGGUCUACAAGAGCUCAAAGAGUGCGUCAAAAUGCCAUAUUUACCAAGAUUGCCAAGUUGUCAAAAACAUGCAAGUUCCACUCCACUCAAGGUUCAUCAAAGGCUGCUACGAGUGGACAGAGGAAUACCUCCACUCAGGAUCGAGAAGCCUAAGGAGACAUGCACCAUGCUACCACUUCAGGAGAGGUCAAAAGAUUCUGACUUCAGUGAUCCCCUCCCUGGUGCACCAUCUCAGUACCUAGAGAGACUUUCAAAAAUUGCAAUCCUGGAGUAUGAUACUAUUCGUCAGGAAACCAGAAAAUACCGAAAAAGCAAGCGACGAGAGCGACACGACUGCUGACACCUA